This is a messenger RNA of Macrosteles quadrilineatus (aster leafhopper), 315 nucleotides long. RefSeq names its product keratin-associated protein 19-2-like. The coding region runs from base 1 to 315 and encodes 104 amino acids. NCBI's taxonomy places the organism in Eukaryota, Metazoa, Arthropoda, Insecta, Hemiptera, Cicadellidae. The transcript is spliced from 2 exons. The record is from RefSeq and is a predicted model, not a curated record.
AUGGGUCAGCUGAAGUGUUAUGGUGUGUCUCUGUCCGGUGUCUUGAAAGUGUACCUUCUAGCCGCACUGGUCGUCCUAAGUCUGGUGGCCGUCUGUACAGCACAGUUCGGACUCAGCAUAGGCGUCCCUGGCUAUGGUGGAUACGGAGGAUACAAUCAAUACGGUCAAGGCUACUACGGCAACCCCGGAUACGGAUACGGCAACCAAGGAUACUACGGUAACCAAGGAUAUGGCAACCAAGGAUAUGGCAACGGAUACGGCAACCAAGGAUACGGAUAUGGUAACCGAGGAUACGGUGGCUUCUACAGAAGAUGA